This is a messenger RNA of Suillus fuscotomentosus, 204 nucleotides long. RefSeq lists its product as uncharacterized. Lineage: Eukaryota; Fungi; Basidiomycota; Agaricomycetes; Boletales; Suillaceae. The annotation marks the transcript as partial. The record is from RefSeq and is a predicted model, not a curated record. The transcript has a single exon.
UGGCCCUCGAUCUUUUCAGGGCUUGAAAUUAUUGCUAACCGUGUUACCUUUAGCCACAGAGAUGCUGGUGGAUCCCCAUCCCUUUUUGAUCUCCUGGUCAGUCUAGGAAGAAAUCAUCAUGCCACUUUGGCCUUGGCAGACCUCCAUGCAGAACUAGAUUAUUCCCCUGGAGCAAUGGUCUACAUUGCAGUGUCUAUAUUGCAG